AUGAGUCCCAGCAAUAUUAGCUAUCUCAUCAAGGAGGAUGGUGAUUGGACAACUAGCAGCGAAGAAACUCUAGAGCUUCUUGUACAGACGCACUUUCCGGGUUGCCUCCACAGUAGAGUCACAAAUACCCGAAUCAUAGGCAACCAUGAUGACAUUCCAGCGAAUAUCAUAACCGAGGAGAACAUAAAGCAUGCUAUUAGCAGCUUCCAACCGUUUAAAUCUCCGGGACCAGACGGCAUUAUUCCCGCUGACCUACAGCAUACAGCAGGAAUGAUUGCACCCAUACUCGUACCAGUCUUUGAAGCAGUGUUACGAAUGAAUUAUAUACCCCACAAAUGGGAGGAGCAGUUCACGACUAAAUUUGUACUUUCGCUUGCAGUGCUGAUUGCCUUCAGCCAGGCCACUCCGCUAAAUCAGGAGACUGGAACUAUUGAAUUCGACUGGCGUGGCAACCUACAAGAAAAUCCCAAUUACUAUGUCAGCCAAAAUCAGGUUUCCUGGUUUUCUUCCAAUUACUUCUGCUAUUCGAACGGUUGGGAUCUGGUAUCGCCCAGCGACUUUUCAGCAGAAACGGAAUUGAAAGGAUUUGUGGAAUUGUUUGGUCUCACCAAAUACAACUACUGGGCUGCUGGCAAUCGCUUGAUCGAUCAAAAAACUUGGACCUGGGGCGUUGGUGGCGAGGAUUUCUCUCUUACUAACUGGGCUACCAAUCAAUCAACAGCUAGCGGCAAUAACUGCUUGUUGCUACAAACUAACACCACCGAUAUUUUGUGGGCCAAUCAGGUUUGUACUUCCCUGUACAACUUUAUCUGCCAAAAGUAGGGAACAAUGGAUUUGAAAUAUGUAAAUCUAAA
This is a messenger RNA of Rhagoletis pomonella (apple maggot), 854 nucleotides long. RefSeq lists its product as uncharacterized. The record is from RefSeq and is a predicted model, not a curated record. The transcript is spliced from 4 exons. NCBI's taxonomy places the organism in Eukaryota, Metazoa, Arthropoda, Insecta, Diptera, Tephritidae. Bases 1 to 822 code for a protein of 273 amino acids.